AGGUGGCAGAGCUCGUCACUUCAUGUUUGUCUCCGUUUGGUCACAGGACCAACAAGAAGAAGCUCGUCACUGCGGACGACAUGGAGCACACAUGGAGGGAUUAACAUCCGGUGACCUGCCGAAACAAAACGGAGACAGCUGCAUAUGAUCUGAUCAGUUGGCUGUUGGCCGACCUGCAUAUUACAAGAUGGACGACUCGGACAUUGAUGACAUACCCUCGCCACCGGGCAGCAUUCCCUUAGGGGAAGGGGCAUCUGCUGGAGCAGAGAGUAUGAUAGAUGAGGAGGACAUGCUCUACUAUGUGCCAGAGAGACGACCCUCUCUGGACCUGGGGGAUGUCGAGACCCCCAUGGAUACAAACUACUGGGGAAUGGAUAAAGUCUCAUCUCCAGUUGAGAGCUACUCUUCAAUGAUUAGCGAGGAUUUCCAUCAGUCUGAUGAAAUGGAUGACCAAGACAAAUCCUCUACAAGAAUCCACCUGGAGAGAACUGACUCAUACUCCAGCUGCUAUUCCCUGGACAGCAAUGACUGUGAAAUAAGAACACGCAAGGUUCGGAGCAAAGAGGAUGAUAUCUCAGAGCCUCCUGAAAGACCUGAAUUAAUCCGAAACCCAAAUGAGACCAGCCACCCUAGUCUGACGGUGGGAUUCACUUUCAAGGCUAUCAGCAAAACCUUGGAGAAGUUGUCAAUGGGAGAACUGAAGAUAUUCAAAAUGAGUCUGUGGAAGCGUUACCCGGAGUCGUUCAACACUCCCCCCCAAGGGAUGGACAUGGUGGAUCUGGUGGACAGGCUGCUGGAGUGUUACGACCGAGAAGUGUCACUACAGGUCACCAAGGCCCUUCUUGAGGAAAUGGACAAGCACCGGCUUGUUGAAUAUCUGCAGGACCUGCGUGCGAGAAAUGAAGUACGUUUUGAACUAAGUAUGACUCUGAAGAAGAAGUAUGGUGAACUCUGCGAGGAUUUGGGUGCACAGGGAGAGAAGGUGGCCAUUGACAGUGUCUUCUCUAAUCCCUACAUUACAACCCCAUGGGAUAAUGGCCCAAAUUAUGAACAUGAAAUCAGGAAAAUACAAAGUCUGAAUAAAAGCCGGAAAACUGAGAAACAGCGCUCAUUGAAGGACAUCUUCAGUGUCAAGAUGUUGAAGGACGACCAUGUGAGGUGUCUUCUGACUCCUGGGAUGGCAGGGACAGGGAAGUCUACAGUAGUACAGAAGUUUAUCCUGGAUUGGGCUGAAGAGCGGUCCCACACGCAUAUCUCUUUAGUGAUUCCACUGCCAUUCAGGGAACUCAAUACGUUCCGGGACUCGCCAGUCAGCUUGCACGGUAUAAUAAACACGCUUUACCCAGAAACCACGAAGCUGAAGAACCUGACCAAUGAGGAGAACGCGGUCUUGAUCAUUUGUGAUGGUUUAGAUGAAUUCUACCAGGAGCCUAACUUCAUCCACACUGAGUAUCACUGUGACUCCAAAGAGCCUGUUUCCCUGGAUGUGCUAAUAGUUAACCUCAUCAGGGGGAAGCUGUUCUUUGAUGGUGUCAUCUGGAUCACUUCUCGCCCUCUAAGAUCGCACGUAUUUCCCGGGGACAUUCGGCGUAAAGUGUUGGAGAUCCGUGGUUUCAAUGACACUCAAAAGGAGGAGUUCUUCAAGAGGAGGUUUGAAGACCCAGUGCAAGCAGCUCAAGUCAUUAGUCACCUUGAAUCAUGCAAGACCCUCCACAUUAUGUGUCAUCUGCCCUUGUUUUGCUCAGUGUUGAAUGGCAUAUUCCAGCAUGCGUUUAGAGAACAAGGGCCACAGGCACAGCUACCCAGUAACCUCACCUAUAUGUACACAAAGCUGCUGCUGGCGCUUCUACAUAGACGCAGCCUCAGAGCUCCAGCCUGUAGUGUGGAGGAACAGAGAAACUUCCUCAUGAAGCUUGGAAAGAUGGCCCUCAUCAUGCUGGAAAAAAAUGAGAUCAGGGUUCCUAAGUCUUACUGGAAAGACAAUGGGGUAGAUAAGGUGGAGGCAGUGGUCAACAGUGCCAUUUGCACACAGUUCAUUAUGGAGGAAUUCAUCCUGAUGCCGGAAAAGGUCCAGAGCUUUAUCCACAGCACCAUGCAGGAGUACAUGGCUGCUCUGUAUGUAUUUCUGUCCUUUAGAAACCAAGGGAAGAAUGUCUUGGAGCACACAAAGAUGUUCUCACGAGUGUUCAAGGCUCAAAAUGUGUUUGAACUGUACAAGUGUGCUGUGGAGAAAAGCCUUCUCUGUGAGGACGGAAGGCUGGACAUUUUCCUGCGAUUCCUGUUGGGAAUGGCACCACAGACCAACCAAGAGCUACUCCAGCCUUUUUUCACCUCUUCAGUGAAGUGGCCAUCUGUCAUCGAAGAUGCUGCCACCCUCAUCAGGAAGAAGAUCAGAGAAAAUCAGUAUCCUAACAGGAAUGCCAACUUGCAGCAGUGCUUGAGGGAGCUGGGAGUUUCAGAGGCCGCAUCCAGGUGAUCUUGAAGAACACUGGAUAGUAUGUCACAGCAUAAAUUUCUAUAACUUCAUGAUGGGCACCAUGGCUCCCAUUAAACUCCAUGGAAACUAGUGUGAAGAAAAAAAUCUUAGAGCCCAAAUGGUGAUUUAAAACAGGGCAGAUAACUCCAUCUUUAGUUAAAACUUUUUUUCACAUUCAUCUAACAAUCUUCUCCUUGAUGCCAGAGAGUAAUUAAGAGUCAAACAGUGAGUGGAACUCCAGAAAUGCACUGAAAUGCAAAAAGAGGUUAAAGAGUUUCUGUUAAGUGCACACGUUUAUGUUUUAUGUUUGUGGACUUAAAUGUCAUUGCUUAAAAGGAACACUAUUGCAGGGAGUCAGAUUUCCCUCAAGUCAUAUACAAUAAAUUUUUUUUAAUGUGGGCAUUGUCAGCCGCUAAUAUUUAGAGGCCCAUUUUUGCAUUUUACAAAUAAAUAAAUUAAAAGUUCCAACAGUUUUGGAUUAAUUUCAGUCAGUGCAUCCUGACUGGAGCUUGAUUGCUUCAUUAAAUAAUAAAUCCUUGCAGUGAGGGCAGUGUGCAGCACUUGAACUGGGAAGUCUUCACUCAGCAGGUGAUUGGUGGUGUAUGUUGAAUGUUGCACUUUGUAUCUAUUUCAUUUAGGGUUUACAGUGCCUUAUUAGUUAAGAAAUGAAACCAGAGUUAUUACCAGAGGCCAUAUGGACUGACAGGUAGCUCAAUCCUGUUUACAGAUUUUUGUCAUCCUGUUGACAUUGUACAUGUGAUGUGGAGGAAAUUCUGGAUUUUUUUCCCCCCGGUGACUGACAUUUGCAAUUUCUGCUCCAUGUAACUGUGCUUGUAGGCUUUAUCAUCUCUGGUGGUCCUAUUAGCUAAGAGCUCAUGAAAAUUGCAUUGUUGUCAAACCUAACAGGCUAAUGAAUGUUUGGGAAUUUGAGGGUUUGUUAGCUACAAAAAAGCUGCUUUUUUAAUCUUUCAACAGGAGGGAGGUCCUGUAGUUGGACUCCUCUAAGGUUUUGGCCCUGUAUCAAGUGUGAGGCUAUCUUUAGAAGGGGUAUGUCUGCUAUAUGAGUUGAAAUGCCACACAGAAAUGAGAGCCUUUGCUUAAACCACAGUUAUUGUGUGCAUCUCUUUCAAAUUAUGUCACUUAGUGCCUGUUUUUAUUAUAAACCAAAAAGUACAUGAAUAAAAUAUGGUUGGAAUCAGAGUGAA
Messenger RNA from Myripristis murdjan (pinecone soldierfish), 3681 nucleotides. RefSeq names its product NLR family, CARD domain containing 3-like 1 (gene nlrc3l1). The record is from RefSeq and is a predicted model, not a curated record. The transcript has 7 exons. NCBI's taxonomy places the organism in Eukaryota, Metazoa, Chordata, Actinopteri, Holocentriformes, Holocentridae. Bases 188 to 2476 code for a protein of 762 amino acids.